This is a messenger RNA of Patella vulgata (common limpet), 3471 nucleotides long. Its product is annotated as tenascin-R-like. NCBI's taxonomy places the organism in Eukaryota, Metazoa, Mollusca, Gastropoda, Patellidae. The transcript has 3 exons. The record is from RefSeq and is a predicted model, not a curated record. Bases 37 to 1275 code for a protein of 412 amino acids.
UUAUAUGUACAGUGUUGUACUUACUGUACAGGUACUAUGCUUCAGUUAUUACUUCACUUAGUUUUAGUUUAUUUAACUGAAGCAGGUUCGGUUGAAUAUAGAUACGAAUCUCCCAAAUCAUGUCAACAUCUGACAGUACCAACAGCUACAGCUUAUAAAUCACUUAUUGUUGACUGGAUGUUGGAUUGUGUUCGUCAAUGUAGUCAUGAUUCUAGUUGUUUAUCGACAACUUUUGAUGGCUCUCAAACUUGUUACAUGUUUUCUGAUGAUCAACUGAACUGUACAGUGACUCAAGGAUCAGGUGGAAUGUUCAUGAUAAAAUUAAAGGCUAUUUCAUUAACCACUACGACUAUACCACAAACAACUACAAGACCAACUACUGAACUAGCAUCAACUACAGGACCAACUACUGAACUAGCAUCAACAACCAUGGACACUAUUAUUACUACAGAGGAGAUGAUCGGGACCACACCUCUGACCUGUCUCAACAAUGGAACCCUGGAUUCUGCAACACAAACAUGUAAAUGUUAUAAUGGUUAUAUAGGAGAUACAUGUCAACGUAUCAUGAUGGAUUGUACAGAAGGCUUUAAAUCAGGCCAUUAUAAUGAGGAUACGUACGAUAAUUAUUUUAUUAAACCUACUUUAGCCCCAACAGCUUUUGAAGUUCAUUGUAAUAUGAAAGACGGCGGUGGUGGUUCCACACUCAUGAAGAAUUCGGAAUGGUCGCCAUCUGUGAACAGAAAUGUAAACUGGAACACCUAUAAAGAUGGUUUUGGUUCACAUAAAGAUAAUCAUUGGCUUGGUCUUGACCAGAUUCACUACAUCACCUCAAGUCGUCCACACCAUUUAUUUAUAGAGGUCAUCAGUGAUAUAGACUAUAAAGGAAGAUGGCGGAAAUAUGAAAAUUUUAAAGUCGAAGAUGAAUCCACCAAUUAUCGUAUGACGUAUUCUGGGGUUUUUCCAUGGACUCAGUCAGAAGCAAGUGCGGAUCCUGACUGGACCAAAGUCAUCUUGUCGACACCAUUGGGUGAUUCUAUGAUUGGGUUAAACGGUUCAGCUUUCAGUACAUUUGACAGAGAUAAUGAUCUGGAUGCUGGUAGAAACUGUGCUCAAGAGUAUCAAGGUGGAUGGUGGUACAACGCAUGCGCAGAUUGUAACCCAAAUGGUCCUAUCAAGAAACCGAGAAAUUCAAAUGCAGUUAAUGAAGCCUUUUGGAAAUAUGAUUUUAUGAAUAACUAUAUACCAUUUAUAGAGAUGAUUCUCAGAGCAGCUUAAACCGUACACAUUCUCUGGUAUCAAGGCGGUUGGUGAUACAACGCAUGCGCAGAUAGUAACCUAAAUGAAGAGCUCCGGGGAAGAACGAUCUAAGUCACCUUUUCAAUGAACUCCAGUUUAUAGCGCCGUCUAGUAGCAAAUUGUAUAAGCUUUCUGUGGAACAAUCAAUUUCAGGUAAAAACGAUCGGAGUCACAUUGAACAAAGUCCAUCGGACCCUUUAUUUGACCUUAAUUUGGCUGAAAAGUGGAAGUCAGUUGUUGUACUGGUAAUUAUGAUUCGUAUUGAACAUCAUUUGAAGUUGUAAUUAAACCCACUCGUUGUUCUUUUCGCGUCAAGCAUUCUUGUUCAAAAGUCUGUUUUGCCUUUUAUGCGAAAAGACAAAAAUGUGACUUAGAUCUUUCUUCCCCUGGAUUCAAAUGGUCUUAUCAAGAAUCCUCCAAAUCCAUGCGCACUUGUCAAAGCCUUUUGGAAAUAUAAUUUUAACAAUAAAUAUAUCCCGUUCGUUGAGAUUAUAUUAAGAGCUGUUUAAGCUUGUAUAGAUUAAUGUCGUAUAAACAGUAGAGUAUCCUUUGAGAUUAUGUUAAGAGCUGUUUAAGCUUGUAUAGAUUAAUGUCGUAUAAACAGUAGAGUUGUUUAAGCUUGUAUAGAUUAAUGUCGUAUAAACAGUAGAGUAUCCUUUGUUAUGUUAAAUAUAGAUCUACAUAUAAAUAUCAAAUGUCAUGUCCUUGUUUAAACAUACAUUAUGCAAUAGCUAAAUCUGUCUAUUGCAGGUCUUUCUUUAGGCCUGUAAUGUUAUCUAAAUUAUUAAUUAGACAUUAAUUAACCUAUCCAGACCAUAAUCAACUAUCGAUGGCAUCGCUAGCCUGCGAUCUUUAGUGGAUUAUGAGUUGAUUUACAGCAUAACUUUCCUUCACGAUUUAUGAUUAAAUGGAUAAUCGUAUGUACUAACUUUAGUAAUGAUGAUCGAGGUUAGGCGGAAAUUUCAAUCGCUUAAUUCUCGGUUCAUAGUUGAUCAAUUUGAAUGAAAUUUUUAGCAAAUUCCCUUUACAUUAUCUAGUUUUUAACUAUUAUAGUGAGUACCGCGAGCUCUUUAUCUAAUCUCACAUAAUGUAUCUUUAAGUUCCAGAGUUCUCAAAUAUUUGAUGCAAUCGUUAAACUUUGAAUUUCUAGUGUAAUAAAUUGCAGUGUUAUUAGUAUCUUCAGGCAUAUUGGCGUUUUAUAUCAUUUUAAAAUUGACAUUUUGAAGAAUUUUUAUAAAAUUGUAAUUUAAUCAUUUUGUCUCAUCGAUUCAGGGGCCGACCCAGGAAUUUUUGCAGGAGGAGAGUCGCAAAGUUCCUGUUAAAGAAAUUUGACAGUUGACAUAAUCGUCUCUAAAUUACAACACCCCGUUUGAUGUCAAUUUUUAUAAUGAAUUAAUAGGAUCACAUUGUGAUUCAAUUUCAUUACGCUGAUAAUCUGAUUUACUUAUGACCGAGCUAGUAAUUUCGGUAAAUCUUAGACUAUCAUUGGGUUAUUUCGGUAAAUCUUAGACCUAUCAUUGGGUUAUUCAUUUGCGGUAAAUCUUAGACUAUCAUUGGGUUAUUUCGGUAAAUAUUAGACUAUCAUUGGGUUAUUUCGCCCCCUUCUCACUAAAUUUCAGUUGACAAAUAUUCGUUUCCGUCUGCAUAAACCCGGCUCAUUUUAAUUCAUUUCUGUCCAUGGGUAAACAUGUUUACAUACCAUCUGAACAACUUGCCUUGCCAGUCCCCACAGAAACAGUGUCGGAUUUACUGAAAUCAAAAAUUUGUUUAAAACUUGUAGAAAAUAAAGACUGGCCAGGCAGUAUGUAAUAUUUUAACCACUCCUAAAUUUUCUGUGUAGGCAUACCGGGUCUACCUCCUUCAGGGCGGUCUGUGUAGACAUGCCGUCAGGGCGGUCUGUGUAGACAUGCCGGGUCUACCUCUGUCAGGGCGGUCUGUGUAGACAUGCCGGGUCUACUUCCGUCAGGGCGGUCCGUGUAGACAUGCCGGGUCUACCUCCGUCAGGGCGGUCUGUGUAGACAUGCCGGGUCUACCUCCGUCAGGGCGGUCUGUGUAGACAUGACAUGCCGGGUCUACCUCCUUCAGGGCGGUCUGUGUAGACAUGCCGUCAGGGCGGUCUGUGUAGAAUUGCCGGGUCUACCUCCGUCAGGGCGGUCUGUGUAGACAUGCCGGGUC